Labeo rohita (rohu) is the source of this 4742-nucleotide messenger RNA. RefSeq names its product arginyl aminopeptidase like 1 (gene rnpepl1). The record is from RefSeq and is a predicted model, not a curated record. The transcript has 11 exons. Bases 1682 to 3760 code for a protein of 692 amino acids. Gene Ontology annotation, biological process: proteolysis. Gene Ontology annotation, molecular function: zinc ion binding; metalloaminopeptidase activity. Lineage: Eukaryota; Metazoa; Chordata; Actinopteri; Cypriniformes; Cyprinidae.
UGAUCUAGGAAAACCGACUCUGACAUUUUGCAAGGAUCUGUAUUUACAGAGAUAAUUCACUCAAAACUAAAAAUCCUGUCAUUGUUCACCCUCAAGUUGUUCCAAAAUUGUAGGAGUUCCUUUCUUCUGUUGAACAUAAAUGAACAUAUUUUGAAGAAUAUGGGUAACCAAACAGUUUAUGAACCACACUGACUUCCAAAGUAUGGAAAAUAAAUCAAUAAAUGCAUAAACACUAUCGAAUCCAGUGAGGUCUAUCAACUUUUUGGUUACCCAACAGUUGCAUAAAUAAUGACAGAAUUUUAAUUUCAUUAUUAAAAACUUCAGUGCUAUAUAGAUACACUGUGCAACCAGUUCGAACGCACAAAGGCCUACUGGUACCAUUUUAGAUGAUAUUAGAGAUUUGUGAUGCUGGACCACAAAACCAGUCUUAAGUAGCGUGGGUAUAUUUUAUGGCUAUAUUACUGAUUUUUCUUUUAUGCCAAAAUCAUUAGAACAUUAAGUAAAGAUCAUGUUCAAUGAAGAUAUUUAGUAAAUUUCCUACCAUAAAUAUAUCAAAACUUAAUUUUUGAUAGUGAUAUGCAUUGCUAAGAACUUCAUUUGGACAUCUUUAAAGGUGAUUUUCUCAACAUUUGAGUUUUUUGCACCCUCAGAUUCCAGAUUUUCAAAUAGUUGUAACUGGGCCAAAUAUUGUCAUAUAAAUAAAUAAAUCUUAUUGCUUAUUCAUUCAGCUUUCAGAUGAUGUAUAAAUGUCCAUUUAAAAAAAAUGUCCCUUAUGACUGGUUCUGGCCAAAUAUUGUCCUAUCCUAACAAACCAUGCAUCAAUGGAAACCCUUAUUCAGCUUAACUGGUUUUGUGGCUCAUGGUCACAUUUUUGCAAUUUAUACAGUGGGUAUCUGUUGAUAUUGGAUAUAUAAUUGCGCGUGCUUGUUUGUGUUUUUACAUUUAGAUUACAUUUGAAUGGUUGAUUUAAUUGCACAAAAACAGAAUCAUUAUUCCUGUUUCAGUAACAGCCACAAUAUUACUACUGGUGGUUGGUUAGCCAAGGUUUUAACCCGAGGCAACAACACCAUCCCAGUGCAUAUCCAGUCGUGUUGUUUUCACGCCGUUCGUCCACUGGUGGACGGUGUUUUUGCGCUUCAUCGUGAGAUGUGGUGCGAGCUCCGCAGCGCCCCCCUGCAGCUCGAAAACUUUCCCAUCUCGAAGUGAUUUCCUCCCCUGUUUUUACUUCCUGUUUUCUAAGGGAGUCACUUAACUCAGCUCGUUUCUGUUCAUCAGGGCUUCACUAUGCGUUUCUACAUCUGCCGGUAGUUUUACCGAUCUCUUCGGGGGGAACUCGGGACGGAGCGGGAGCCGUUUCGACGGCGGGACAUCCACACAUUUAGAUGGAGGUCGAAGGGCUGAAGUCAGUCGUGUCUGCGGCUCUAAUGGAUUUUACGUAGACUUGUGUUUUGUUUUAAUGCCCUUUUACUGCCUUCCUGGUCGUUUUGUUGCCAUUUGUUGCAUUCGGUGUCCGCGUCCAGCCUCGACCGCCCCUUUAACUCCAGCAACAAUGUAACUAACUCGAUCGCCCGUUCAUCUAUCUUCCGCCGAGCUCGACUCCGAAGACCGCCGUGCGCGAUCGCCGCUUUUUAAGUUUGACGCUGUCGGCACGGUAUCGUGUAUUUCUUCGCCAAACUUUACGAUGGCCGAGCUACAGCGGCCGACGCUGUGUUGCUGUCGGAAAGUGCUGACCGUGCCCGGCAAGUCCUGCGAGGGCGGCCGGAGUCUGGCACACUGUCGCCUGGUGGACAUCGCGUCGGCGUCCAACUUCCACAGCUUUAAACUCCGACAUUUCCAUCUGGACCUCCACCUGAACUUCGCCGUCAAGAGGAUGACGGGAUGGCAGGUUCUGGAGCUCACGCCCGUCCAGCCCGGCGUCCAAUCCCUCAUUCUGGACACGCAUCCUUCGCUACUAAUUCAUUCCGUGGACUGCAAGGUGCCCGGCGCGUCCGGUGCCCCUGACGUGUUUUUGUCGCUCACCUACCGAGUAGAACCGUUCACCGAUUACGGAUCCUCUCUGAACAUCAGCCUCCCGGCCGCGGUCAUCCGGCCGCACCGGGCUUUCCGUGUCACCAUCCGCUACACUACCACAGACGGCCCUGCGAUAUGGUGGCUGGAUGCAGAGCUGACAUGCGGACAAACCCGUCCGUUGGUCUUCACUCAGGGUCACUCGGUCUGCAAUCGGUCAUUUUUUCCCUGUUUUGACACACCAGCUGUCAAAAGCACCUACUCUGCCACUGUCAGGGUACCAGAGGGUGUUACAGUGUUGAUGAGUGCCUCAAGAAGUGCAUACUCUAAACAGGACAGGGUUUUCCAGUUCUCCAUGGAGUACCCUGUUCCAGCCUACUUGGUUGCGCUGGUGGCAGGAGACCUACAGCAUGCAGACAUUGGGCCCAGGAGUCGUGUAUGGGCAGAGCCCUGCAUCCUGACAUGUGCAGUCAGUAAACUUGGCGGCAGUGUGGAGCGCUGGCUUAAUGUGGCGGAGGGGCUUUUUGGGCCUUACGUAUGGGGAAGGUACGACAUAGUGUUCCUUCCUCCUUCAUUCCCCAUCGUUGCCAUGGAGAAUCCCUGUCUUACUUUCAUAAUUUCCUCCAUACUGGAGAGUCAGGAGUUUCUGCUGAUUGAUGUCAUCCAUGAGAUUGCUCACGGCUGGUUUGGCAAUGCGGUCACCAAUGCAACGUGGGAAGAGAUGUGGCUCAGUGAGGGUCUGGCCACUUACGCGCAGAGGCGCAUUACCACAGAAGCCUAUGGAGAAGCCUUCACUUGUCUUGAGACAGUGUUCCGUCUAGAUGCUCUUCACAGACAGAUGCGUCUUCUUGGAGACAACAAUCCCGUCAGUAAGCUGCAGGCCAAAUUUGAGCCAGGUGUAAACCCAAGCAGUCUAAUGAAUCUCUUCACAUAUGAGAAAGGGUUCUGCUUUGUAUCUUACCUCUCACAGCUGUGUGGCGACAUCAAGAGAUUCGAUAGCUUUCUUAGGGCCUACAUUGAGAAGUUCAGGUUCAGCAGCGUAAUCGCUCAGGAUCUGUUGGACUUUUUCCUCGGAUUUUUCCCUGAGCUGAAGGAGAGCUGCGUUGCUCAACGAGAGGGUCUGGAAUUUGAGCGAUGGCUAAACGGCUGUGGUCCUCCGUUAAGUGAACCGGAUCUCUCGGCGGGUAGAGCCCUAACCGGCCCCGUUCAGCACCUGUGUGAUCUUUGGGGCAUGGAUGCCCCUGACCCCCAGCUGAUCUCUACAUUUGACCUCUCCUCCUGGAGCACCUUUCAGACCGUCCUCUUCUUGGACCGACUUCUAGACCGCUCACCUCUGCCUCAAGAGGUGAUGAGUCUUUUGUCAAGCUGCUACUCUGCGUUGUUGGACGGCAUGAACGCUGAAGUCCAGAUUCGGUGGUUGCAGAUUGUUGUACGGAACAGCUUUUAUCCUGAUCUGCCCCGAGUUCGCAGCUUCUUGCAUAAACAUACCUCACGGAUGUACACAGUGCCCCUUUAUGAGGAUCUGUGCGGAGGAGUGAUGAAGUGUUUUGCUGUGGAGGUAUUUUAUCAAACUCAGGCUCGUUUGCACCCAAAUCUACGCAGGACACUUCAGCAGAUACUGUUCCAAAGCAGCGCCCUCAACACCAGCACAGCUCCAUCUCUACUCACAUCACCACCCUCUGCCCCUUCCUCACCCACAGACCCCCCUGCCAACGGGACCAUCGCUCUGCGAGAUGUCAAUGUGUCCGCAUGAGAUCUGUGGAGUAGCAUAAGGUCUGGGGUGACAAGCCAGAUGGGCAGGAACAGGACAGUAAUUGAACUCCUUGUCUCAGACUGGACCAUAGCAAUGCAUUGUGGGAGGCCAGCGCUGAUGGGUGUACACUCUCACCAACACUGGGAUGUCUAUUUAAAAAGGCAGACACUGAUUUUCAUAAGCUAAACAUAAAGCUGCUCAGGGCUAUGGAACAACGUGGAGGACAAAUGUUUGCGAUGGUUAUUAUGCCAUGACCUGUGUGUGUGUGCGUGUGUGUGUGUGUGCACUUAUGGAUGGGGGUAUGUCCAUAUCAAGGAUACUGGUUGCCAUCUGUUAGCCCUUAACUUUUUUGAGCGUGUGGAUGUGUGUCUCUGUUUAUUUUUGUGGGUGUUUUGCAUAUGUUCCUCCAGCCUAUGCACAUCAUCUCAUAUGUUGUGUUUUUGCAUCUGUUCUCCAAUACAACUGAGAUAUCAAUUGGAGGACUUAACAUGAUUUCAGAGACUUUUCUUUUGCUAGCUACGCAGAUGCGUUCUGUGGAGGACCAAUCCCUGACGAAUCACCUUCCUGGACAGUGUUUAUAACUGGCGUGAAUGCACACAGCCUAUACUCAUUGUGCAAAUCUGAUCAUGGCCUAAUGAAGACCCUACAGAUUAACACACUCUCAGCCUUUCUGUGAUAAAUGGAUUGUUUCCUUUUUGUUUGAACUGGAAUCUGUAUUUCUCAAGCUUCUCUUUCCUGGUGCUAACCACUCAGCAGUAAGCCUCAGGUAUACCAAGACAGAAGAAGUGGAGCCAUGUUAGUGCCUUUCGAACCUUUCAACACUGUGGGUGUUUUCAACACUGCUGUUAAAAACGAACAGCCCGAAUUUGUUAUUUGAGCCAUACUAGGGUGACAUUGGUGACUGUUGUCCCACUUACAUUAUGUGAGAGGUUCUUUUCAGGAAUUGAGAUGCUGUGGUCUUUUUUUUUUUUUUUUUUUUUUU